CACGGAUCCGCAAGCAGAGAGAGGAGGGCUGAAUCCAGGCAGCGGACAGGCCGAGGCGCGCAGGGCCGAGUGGAGCCGCGGCUGUCAUGACAACGGCGCGCGGGUGGCACAGUGUCUAGGAAACCGAGCGGCGACGUGUGACGAGCAGGAUCAAAAUCAGGAGAGAGGAAGAGAGGUGUCACCUGCGGACGACUUCUGACCUGCGUACCCACCAGCCAGCUCUCCUGCUGCUCCCGCUCUUCUGGCAGCCAUGGAUAAGGACUAUGAGAAGCGGCUCCUUCGACAAAUUAACUUCCACAACGUGUCCAACAACGUCCUGCUGCCGUCGGCAUCUCUAAAUUCGCCGGUCAGCCUUCAGAAGACCGGGGAUCGUUUUAUUCCCGCCAGAGCUGGUUCCAACUGGAGCAUCAACUUCCACACGAUAAACGAGAAUGGCAAGUCCCCCAAUCACAGCAAGAGGUCUAAGGACACCAGUGCAGACAAUGGCAAAGAUGGCAUGGCCUACGCUGCUCUUUUGAAGAAUGAGCUUCUCGGGGCCGGAAUCGAGAAAGUCACUGACCCCCAGACAGAGGACCGCCGCUUCCAGGUGCCCAUGCAGGAGCGCCGCAACUUGUUUCGGUACGCAGUGAGCAGCAAGAAGGUCCUGAGUGACGGUGGCAACGAGAUCUCCCCGUACUCGCUUUCUCCCCUGAGUAAUAAGAGUCACAAGCUGCUACGCUCGCCGAGGAAGCCCACAAGGAAGAUCUCCAAGAUCCCCUUCAAGGUUCUGGACGCCCCGGAGCUGCAGGACGACUUCUACUUGAACCUGGUCGACUGGUCCGCCUCCAACGUGCUGAGUGUGGGACUGGGGGCCUGCGUGUACCUGUGGAGCGCGUGUACCAGCCAGGUGACUCGACUAUGUGACCUGUCGGCCGAUGGGGACUCGGUGACUUCGGUGUGCUGGAGUGAAAGGGGCAACUUGGUGGCUGUUGGCACUCAUAAGGGCUUUGUGCAGAUCUGGGACUCGGCAGCUGGCAAGAAAUUGACCUGCCUGGACGGCCACUCGGCUCGAGUCGGGGCUCUGGCCUGGAACGCGGAGCAGCUGUCCUCCGGAAGCCGGGAUCGUCUCAUCCUGCAACGGGAUGUGCGCAGCCCACCGGUGCAGAGCGAGCGCCGACUGCAGGGUCAUCGGCAGGAAGUGUGCGGCCUCAAGUGGUCGCCAGACCACCAGCACCUGGCGUCUGGGGGCAACGACAACAAGCUCUUUGUGUGGAACAACUCGAGUCUGAGCCCAGUGCAGCAGUACACGGAGCACCUGGCGGCCGUCAAAGCCAUCGCCUGGUCACCUCACCAGCACGGUCUGCUGGCCUCGGGCGGGGGGACCGCUGACCGCUGCAUCCGCUUCUGGAACACGCUGACCUGCCAGCCCUUGCAGUGCGUCGACACGGGUUCACAGGUGUGCAACCUGGCCUGGUCCAAGCAUGCCAACGAGCUGGUCAGCACUCACGGCUACUCGCAGAAUCAGAUCCUGGUCUGGAAGUACCCGUCGCUUACGCAGGUCGCCAAGCUCACUGGACAUUCCUACAGAGUUCUCUACCUGGCCAUCUCACCCGACGGAGAAGCAAUCGUAACCGGAGCUGGAGACGAGACCCUCCGCUUCUGGAACGUCUUCAGUAAGACGCGUUCCACCAAGGAAUCCAAAUCCGUUCUGAACCUGUUCACCAGAAUCCGGUAGUCGCUGGACGAGGCGACGAAUUGGCAGCUGUGGUCACCUCAUCGUGUCUCUUUAGUCCCCUGCCACUUGAGGAGGAAUGCGGGUGAACGUCUCCUCGUGGCCGAGCGUGCAGACAAGAUGGCGUCAUCCUGGAUAUUUGAGUCGACCUCAGGGCUGAGCAGCAGUGGGCGUCAGAGUAAGGAGGAAGAGCUCGGCCAUGGCCACGUCCCAAAUGGUGUCCUUGUCACCUGCUCUGUGGGGUGCUCCUCUAUUGGCCCUGUGGCACCCCUAGCUGAAGCCUUGGCACAUUUCUUAGGUGGCCAACACUGGCAUCUGCCAUCCCAGUUGGAUACCCUGCUGAUAGGGGGUGGACAUGGAGAUGUCCAGCACAUGUCCAUCUGCCACUUCUCACAUAAGCCAGACACACGCUGAGGGCAUAUUGAACAGAUAUAGACAGGUGCUGGCAAGAUUGGC
Molecule: messenger RNA, 2167 nt
Organism: Erpetoichthys calabaricus (reedfish)
Lineage: Eukaryota; Metazoa; Chordata; Cladistia; Polypteriformes; Polypteridae
Product: fizzy-related protein homolog
Exons: 14
Coding region: 251-1714 (487 amino acids)
Biological process (GO): positive regulation of ubiquitin protein ligase activity; anaphase-promoting complex-dependent catabolic process; positive regulation of anaphase-promoting complex-dependent catabolic process
Cellular component (GO): anaphase-promoting complex
Molecular function (GO): anaphase-promoting complex binding; protein binding; ubiquitin ligase activator activity
Source: RefSeq, a predicted model, not a curated record